AUGAGUGCGAGGGACUUCUACGAUGCGAUGGAACUGGGAGCGAGGCGUUACGGGAACCGAUCGACCGACAGGAGGUUGCUAUCGAGCGUAGACAGCGGCGACGUGCUCGACAACGACACGGAGUUCAACGCCAACCAGUACAAACUGUUCGACGACUUUAGCGCCGACACGCGCAUCAGUUUCAACGCUAUACGCAGCAACUACCACGGGGCAAACAAGUGCGAGGCGAGGAGGCGUGGCGAUCCCGACGACUCCGGCAUCGACGUCGAGAAUGGAAAUCCGCUGGAUGACGUGGCUACGUCCAACGAUAGCGACUUGUUGGAGAACGAAGUAAUGGUAGAUCCUUGGAGCAGCAUGGACUCCUCAAAUUCACCAUUAACUGAUUCGGGACCCUCUGCUAGCGAUGACUGCACACCAUCAACCUCAAGCGGACCUCAAAAUACCUCUAGCCCAAUUACCCCCGAGGCGCGUCGCUUACCGGACCCAAAAGACACUAAACUAAGUAACGCAACGAAAUGCCCCUCCAAAUCAACAGACAAGACACGUUCCCGGGACCUCACGUUGGAGCUAGAGACCCUAGAGCCAGACCCACUCCCGCGCCGGCCGCAUUUCCUUGACGACGACUACCAGCCGCCGUCACGUUCAAACAUAGAAUGCCGUAUACCAAAACCGCAUUUCCUAGACCAUUCCCCGUCGCCCGACGAAUUUGACGAACGCAGCGACAUAACAAACCCCAACUUCCUUGACGAUGAAAUAGACGGUGAAGAGGGUCAAGCACAAAAGAGAGCCGGAGCGUUGCCGAAGAGGCCGACGAAACCACAGUCUUCCACGUACACUGCUCAAGAGGAGAGGCCCCACAGAACAAAUUACAGGAGUACAUUGCACUACGGCUUGGAAAGCGCAGCCAGGUCGAGCGAACGGGACAAACGUGCCUCCCAAUUGUACAGAGGCACCUGGCCUGGGGAGCGAGACGUGUGGACCGGCCAAGAUACCGCCAGCGUACGAAGCUUUUCGAGUAAUGGCUCAAGUAACUGCCCCAGGCCCUCCUCCAAUCUGGAAAAUAAAAUGGAGUGUGUGUGUUCCCUAAUAUCUCUGCUAAGCUUGUCACCAGAAAAUAACGCUGACUUGAGCGGACCCUUAUUGGACAUGAGUAGAUCAGUCGAAAGCUGCAUAGCAAUGCGACAAGCUGGAUGUAUCCCCCUACUGGUUCAGCUUAUUCAUUCAAAGGUACCACGGGAGACUAGAGAUCGCGCCGCAAAAGCACUGCGCAACAUCAUUCACACGCAAACCGACGACAAAGCAGGUAGACGAGAGGCGAGAGUAUGGAGAUUGCUCGAACAGGUGCGUGAGUACUGUUACGUUUUAGAGGACUUGGUAGAAACGAGGAGGGAAGGAAAGGAGGUUAUAGAAGACGACGCAACCAAACAUCCGAGCCAAAGCGUUGCAGCUCUUAUGAAGCUAUCGUUCGACGAAGAGCACAGGCAUGUUGUGUGCCAGCUCGGGGGACUUCAGGCGCUCGCCGCGUUAGUAAGCGGCGAUCAGGCGGCACAUGGUAGCAGAACUGACGACAACACUUGCCUGACCAUGCGCAAGUACGCGGGGAUGACGCUGACCAACUUGACCUUCGGCGACGGCAACAACAAGUCUCUGCUGUGCUCCUUCAAGGAUUUCAUGUUGGCGCUGGUCGAACAACUGGAAUCCCCGAACGACGAUAUGCGACAGGUUACAGCCGCUGUGUUAAGAAACUUAUCUUGGAGAGCGGACACUAAUAGCAAACAGGUUUUGAGAGAAGUGGGGGCUGUUAAGGGGCUUACUAAAGCCGCUAUGACCUGCCAAAAGGAGGCGACUCUGAAAUCCGUGCUGUCAGCCCUUUGGAACCUCACCGCCCACUGUUCUAUGAACAAAGUAGCCUUAUGCUCAGUCGACGGGGCCUUAGGGUUCCUAGUCGACAUGCUAAGUUACAAUUCACCCACGAAGACGCUGGCUAUAGUGGAGAACGCAGGUGGUAUAAUGAGGAACGUGUCGAGUCACAUCGCCGUCCGCGAAGAUUACAGGCAAAUUCUCCGCGAGAGAAAUUGUUUGAGUGUCUUACUGCAACACCUCAAGUCUCCGAGCCUCACUGUGGUGAGCAACUCUUGUGGCACCCUGUGGAACCUAUCGGCGAGGUGCCAGCUAGAUCAGCAGUUCUUAUGGGACCACGGCGCCGUCCCAAUGCUGAGAAGCCUCAUCCAUUCCAAACACAAAAUGAUCGCGAUGGGCUCCAGUGCAGCCCUAAAGAACCUGCUCAAUUCCAAGCCCGGCAAGACGCACAUAAUCGCUCUGGACACGACCGCCAGAAGUAUGAACCUACCGGCCUUGCCAACCCUCGGCGUUCGCAAACAGAAGGCUCUGGAGCAAGAGCUCGACCAGAACCUCGCCGAGACCUGCGACAACAUAGAACCGGCCACAUCCCCGACGACGAGUAAUAGAGAGGAGAAGAACCUCUUCACGGCAACGGAGAGACAGAUCGCCAUGAAUUUAGAGAGGCACAGGAUGACUUCAAGCUCUCCGCUCAUGGGCACGCUGGCCUCCCAGAUAUCGCUAAGUCACAGCGCCCAUCUGGCGAGCUACCUAAGCUGCAGCAACACGCUCCUGAAAGGAGCUCUAGUGACGCGGUCGAAUACUGGCAGCGCGGGCAACGUGAACCGCUCAGACAGCAAGGACUCGGUAACCAGCACACACUCCGACUCCGUGUUCGAGAGGGUCAUGCGGACUGGGAAAGUGCCGGUGCCGACACCCCGAAGUAAGGACUUGAUGAAAUCGGAGACGUCGGGCGAAGCGUUCAAGGCGACCUCGAAAACAAUGGACAAAGAUAACGCGUACCUCCGCUACAGCCAACCGCCGAUACCGCCGCCGAGGAGCUCAACGGACAUGCGGACGAACUACACGGAGUCCGGUUACGACGUCGACCAGGACUCCUGCGACCAGCCGAUAGACUACAGCCGGAAGUACUCCGAGACCAAAACCGUCGACGCUGAGAGUAUCAGCGAGAAGACCAAGAGCUCCUCCGAGCCGAAGAAGUACAAGAAGGACAACGCGAACACCUUCGGCGAUUAUCAGGAGACCGAUUUGGACCAGCCGACGGACUACUCCCUCCGCUACGCUGAGCACCAAUCGGAGAACGGCUCCGACAUCUCCGAGCCGCCUGGACCGUCAGUCCACGAGGACACCAUCAAGCACUUCGCCACGGAAGGAACGCCGUACGAGACGCCCAUCAUCUUCUCGACCGCCACGUCCAUGUCGGAUUUGCGGGUGAUCGGCAAAGACGGCAAACCGAAGGGCGCGCCUAGUACAAAGGAACACCCGGAAGCGAUGACCCAUUCGGACGAGAAGGACACCUGCUCCAUCGAGGAUCCGCCGAGACACGACAACGACAGGGCCAUCGUGGAGCCCCAGCCGCAGUCGACCGAGCCCACGCCUGAGAAGCGAGCCGUGUUCGAUACCAAGUUCAGCUCGGGCAUGAUAAGCCCCGAGAAGCCGGUGAACUACUGUGACGAAGGCACACCCGGCUGUUUCUCGAGGGUCAGCUCUCUGAGCAGUCUCGGCGAGCCCACCGAGGAGGACUGCCUGGCGAAGAAGAACGCGCAGGCCACGAUCAACGUCGAGCCCAGUCCUCAGGAGCAAAGCAACAGCAGCUCGUCGAAAGACAAAGAGGGCUCGAAAGCCGUGACGUUCGCCACGGAACCGCUCGUCUCUCAACCGGAGACACCUGGACUAGCUUCAGCGCGCACUGGUUCGCCCGCCCAGCGUUUCGUCGAGGACACCCCCCUCAUGUUCUCCCGCUCCAGCUCCUUGGGCUCCCUGCCCGAAUGCUCGCAGCAGGACGACCAGGGAUCCAUUGUGUCGGAAGUCAGCCGGUUAACGUCGGGUUGCAUAUCGCCGAGCGAGAUCCCGGACUCACCGGGACAGAGCGCGCCACUUUCGCCGCCCGCCACCGCCGCCCCCGCCGCCCACGAAAAUCUGCUCGCCCACAAUACAGAGGAGCCUUGCCCCGUGACGUCCGUGUUCGAAGAGCGCGUCUCCCGCUUCGUGGUGGAGCACACACCAGCUCAGUUCUCCGCGGCUACCAGCCUCAGCAGUCUCACCAUCGACGACGAGCCCAAGGCACCGCCACGGCGCAGCACUACCCCACCCGAGUCUGCGGCCGCCGUCGUCCCGAAGCCUCGGCCCGACGCCGUCACCGACAGGCGACAACAAACACCGCCGAUGCCGGUCGUCACCGGGAUGACUAUUGAACCUAUGAAAGCGGGCGCGCGUACGCCCGGCGACACGUGCAAGGUGUACUUCACGGAGGACACGCCGGCGCUCCUCUCCAAGGCGGGCAGCAACUCGAACCUCUCCGCGCUCUCCGUCGACUCGACGCCCCCCGUCGCCGACGCGCCCACGCCCCCCGCGCCCGACGCCCCCCGCGCCGCCACGCCCCCCGCGCUCGCCCAACCACCGCAGCAACAACAGCAGCAGCACGACACCUCCGACAGCUCGAACCUCAGCGACGCCGGCGACCUCCUCGAGGAGUGCAUACAGAAGGGCAUUGCGCAGGUCGUUAAAAACAAAGGUCCACCUUCAGAGGUGUCUUCCAUCAAUCCGUACUCGGUCAGGGACGAUGUUUAUAGAUCACUGCCACCGUAUUUACGAUCGUCGACUGAGACAGUCAAGAUGUCGCAGGACUACAGGAACAUGAGAGACAGUCGCAGUGGCAGUGGUAGCCGUAGCAGCAGCGAGGACCGCGCCCCGCCAUUGCCACCCAAGCCGGGCCCCCACCAGCCGCCGCUGCUGCCACAACCGCCAGGACGAAAACACCAAAGCCGCCUGCAGGUCAAAAGCACGACUCGGGAGAAACCGAAAUUGCCCGUCACAACCAACUUGGGCAGGAACGACUCGUUGAGCUCGCUCAGCCUCGACUCGUUCGGCUCCACCGACAGGGAGAUCUUCGAGGAAACCGUGAAAGCAGGCCUUUCGAGCGUCAAUCCCCGCGCGAAGUUCACACUGGAGAGCAACAAAGGUAAGGCCCAUUCGGUCGAAAGACCAUCGGAGGCCACAAGGCACGGCAGGCACCACAAGUCGCUCGACCGCAGCGACAAAAUAGCCCAGCAGCGCACCAAACUCAAGGAUCCGGAGUUCGAGAAGAAUCUCGCCUCGGGCGCCUACAGCAUCAAGCCCUCCAGCAAGGUGAAAAAGCUGGAACAAGACCUGGCAGCGCUGAGCCUCACAAGAUCGCCGUACUCCUACCACGGGGAGACGUCGGGACACUCGUUGGCGCACCACUCGAGGCUCCGAGGGCACCCGUCGCGUUUCUACGACGACGGCCCGCCCAGCCUGCCCGUCCGGAUGGAGGACCCCAGGAGAGAGCUCGACAGGAGCAGCUCCGUCAGCUCGCUCAGCAACGAGUCGUUCGGCUCCACCGACAAGGAGGUGUUCGAGAGGUGCGUGCGGAUGGGCAUGUCCAAGGCGCAGCCGAAGAAGCGGGACGACAAGCUGCGCGUGCGGAGCGACGACCGCCUGGAGGCGAGGGAGGCGCACCGGCGGCGGCGCAAGGAGGGCAAGGCCGCGCAGGGCGCCCUGGACAGGAUGGUCGGCGAGGACUCCAGGGACAGGGCGAUCCUGGAGGAGGUGAUAGCGCGCGGCGCCGGCGAGGGCAGGCCCCAGCCAAAAAACGUCCCGGCGCCGUCUGCGGCCCGCGCGCCCGCAGACGAGCACGCCGACACCGCGCCGCGCCCAACUGGCUCUGACCAACACGACGCCCCCCCGCCCCGGCCCCUCUCCCGCCGCUCGCCCGACGCGCCGCGCGGCGGGGGCGACGAGCCGACGGACGCCGCGCCGCUGGGGCGCUCCAACGAGUGCCUCGCCCCCCGCUCCGCCAACACGACCGCGGAGUCCGACGUGAGGGACGAGCUGAACAGGUCGAACGAGUCGUACGCAGAUGUGCUCGAUGGCUCGUGGAGCGACGACGGCCCCGACGAUGAGUGCGAGCCCACCCUCACCGGGAAGGCAAAGCUCGAGUGGACGGACGUCAGGCGCGAAGGGAGCACCCUGCGGGAGGACCACUCCAAGAGGACCGAAGACACGUGGAACGACAACACGUGCCCCGACGACGUCACCUUCCCGACGAUCAGCGGCUCCGUGCACCUGCUCUCCUCCAUCCGCAGCGAGGUCGUCGAGGCCAACAUGGCGCUACCAGACCUCUUGGAGAAGAGCGAAGCGACCAACCUGUUCUCGCGCCCCGACUUGACCGACAAACUAGACGGCAAAGAGUUGCACGUCAACGCGACGGACCACAAACCGGACGAUGUGCACAUCGAUAGCGUCGAACCCACAUUCAAUAUGGACGACAGCGAGCACAAGUUCGACUCGAUACUGUCGUUGGCUAUAGAGAAGGAGGCCGCAAGACUGGCCGCCCAAUUGAAACACUCCCAAUACGCUAUGGAGGCCAGCGUGACAUCGAUAGCCUCCCUGGACCUGGACAACGUAAAACCGCCAUCGAAUCUCGGCAGUCUGUUAUCUUUGAGCGCGUCGGGACAUUGGGACGAGACGCAUACGCCGAAGAAGUCCAGGGGCCGAAAGAAGUCUCUUCCCGCCGCGUUGAUGGUUAAACGCGCUCUAACCAACUCCUACCACCAGGGCAGCUCGGAGCACCUGGACAGCAUACCCAUCAGUCUGCUGGAUAACGUGAAACCACCGUCCGAGAUGGAGCACAUCGACAUGGAGAGCAGCAUGAUAUCGGUGUCCAGUAUAGUCUCCGAAGUCGCCGACCUGAGGGAGAAAACACCCGUCGUGUUCGACUUCAAGCUACCAGUGCAGGACUUCCCUAUGUGCAACACCUUCACGAACGUUUUCCACGACCUCGACAAGGUCAACCCGCCGUCGCUGUUCGACGAGAUGGCCGAGUCAACCAUCGAGGUGGAGCCGACCACGGCGCAUCAGGCCUACGAGGACUGCACGUCGAACACGCUGAACGUCGUCACGGACAUCCCAUCGGGCUCCGAGAACUGCACUCCUCUGCCAUCUGACAUAAGCAGCGUGGAGUCGACGCCCAAAAGGCAACGCGACCCCAAGUAUCUGACGCCCAAAGAGAAGAGGAGGGCGUCCAACAACCGAUACCAGACCUACACGAUCACCGACACCGUGUCGGAGAGCGGGGUCGUCUUAGAGACGGCGGACACUGAACAGCAGUUCGUCACUUGGACCAAGUCCGAGAGCGACCGCUCGGACGAGUACGUGACGGCUAGUUCGGAGCCGAAGACGCGCCGGCGGCUCAACGCGAAGCAGCGGCGGAUGGAGGACCGCGCCAGGUACCAGACGCAGACCGUCAGCGUCCACGGCCUGCUGGCGCCGCAGCCGCCGCGGGACCCCGGCAUCGAGGACCUCAAACGGCGACUCGACGCCAAGAAGACGAUGAAGCAGAAACGCGCCGAGGACGCCGAGCGGUUCCGGACGCGGACGCUCGGCGAGGACAUACCGCCGUCGCCCACCUUCGUGACGAGGGACGCCAACUUCGAGAACGUCGAGACGACCACGGGCUACGACAGCCUGUCGUCGAACGAGCCCAACCACCAGCUGAUUAUCGACGACGUGUUCAGGGACGGCGACAGCGGCCACAACGAGGAGGAAUGCGAAACGAGCUCGUCUCGAAUGGGCACGUACAGGAUGCGCUAUAAGGACCGCUCGUCCGCCGACAUGUGCGUGGCGAACAAUCUCAAGAACAUCGAGAUGAGCGCCUCCUACGGGGUCGCGCGCGCCGACGGCCAGAACGCGAGCAGCGACUUCGCCAGCUACGAGGGCGACAGUCCGGAAGAUAGGGCGCGGUCGGGAUCCGACACGGACGCGCCGGCGGCGCGGCCGAAGCCGAAGAUCAUCAAGCCCGAAACCAGAGACGGGAGCGUGGAUUCGAACGAGUCCGGCGAGAGAGAGCACGACGCCCCGAAAGCGAUCAGGGGUAGGAAGAAGGCGAUGUACGUCUCGCCAUACAGGCGGACGGCGCCAAACGCCAAGAAGCAAACAACGCCGCCGGCGAAAGCCGUAGCGAGAACCACGCCGACUCCAAAAUCGGCGACUAACGUGCCGAAGACAGCCGCCAAACCCGUCAAACCGCUACCCGCCACUAGAGUGGCUAACCCGAGCGCGUCACCGAAAAAGCUGCCGAACAGAUCGCCCACUAAGACUGCGCAGAAGACCACCGCAACGGUCUCCGCACCCGCCAGCAAACCACUGCCCCUGACCAGGCAGGGCACUUUCACCAAAGAGGACAGCACAGUGCCGCCCAAGGACCUACCAGAGCCGGACCAGAAGACCCCACCGCCGCAAACAGCGAAGACCGCGACAAUAAGCAAAGCGAACACGUCGCCGUCGCGACUACCGCAGUUGUCGCGAUACGCGCGCCCCCCACUGGCCAAGACGAGCACCAAUACGGGGAAACAGCAAAAGCCGAACGUGAAGAGGACCGCAGAGCCCGCGAUGAAGAACUCCCCAUCCAACCACAGCCUGCAGAGCAACGACAGCGGGAAAACGAUAAUCCUAGCCAGAGGCUCUAGACAGGGAAGCACUUCCAGCGUCAACUCAAUCCCCUCGGCCAAGUCCAGCACGAGAGACGUGGAGAGCAAAAUAGCCAACCUCUGGCGGAAGACGGACAGGAGAACGGCGAACAAGAAGGUCGCGAUAGACGGCAAGGCGGAACCGCCGAAGCUGAUAAGGAGCUCGACCUUCGAGGGCCAGCCCAAGCUCAGCCAGAUCGCCGCGCCAAAGCAGAAGACCGCAAUCGGGAUGAGGGUCUCGCAAAUACCCAGCCUGAGGCCCAAGAGCACCCCCGCCAAAGCGUCCACAGCGACCAGCUCUAGCAAGAAGCCGGCAAAUAGGACAUUCGCGAAAAAGCAAACCAGUGGCCAAAUCACUUCA
Messenger RNA from Iphiclides podalirius (scarce swallowtail), 8928 nucleotides. The record is from the annotation of a GenBank genome assembly. Lineage: Eukaryota; Metazoa; Arthropoda; Insecta; Lepidoptera; Papilionidae.